AUGCCGCCAGAUCCAGCAGUCAAUCGUGUCCGCUACAACGUCCAAAUACCGAAGUCUGACUCAAAGGGCAAAAGGAUUGGCAAGACCAACCGAACUUUUUCCGUGAAAAAGUUCAUUGGCCCAGGCAUCUCCGAGGCCCAGGCGGACGCAGCAGCUCUCGCGGCUGCCGAGGCCUUCCGUGCAGAGCUGGUGGAGAAGGGCAUCCUCAGCGAGCCCAGGCAGAAGGACCCCAACUUCACCAGCGAAGUGCCGGGGGUGUCGUGGUACAAGAACUACAAAAAGUGGGUGGUGCUGAUCCGCCCCAAGGGCGGCAAGAAAGUGAUCCACGGCGGCUACUUCACCGAGAAGGCGGCGGCCGAGGCCAAGGCCUUGGAGCUCCGGGAGAAGGACGGCCUGCAGCGCCGGGUGAAGCCCGUGGCUACGCUGUCGGAGCUGCCGGUGUUCCACCCCAAGGUGCCCUACCGCGGGGUGAAGUGGGACGUGGGGGAGCAGCUGUGGCAUGCCCGAUUCCGUGCUGAAAAUGGUCAUUUCAGGGUGAGGCCCAAGGACCACUCGGAGGCGGAGCUGGAGCGUUCCUUCCAAGUUGCCGUGGCGUGGAAGAAGAAGCAGGAGAAGGUGUGCACUGCCUUCCACCGCCUGCGGAACUUGGUGUGGGGAGCCAGGUUUCCAGGCGAACUGGGAGUGACCGCCAGUAGGGCACUCCACAGCUGCUACUUGCAGCUACUACAAGAGGCAGAUCAGUUUUACUUUCAGCUGCCGUCAGCUGGGGUACAACUUCUGCCAAACGCCCCAAAAGGGAGUGAGCCGCACACUCCUGACCAAGAGGGCCGCGACCGCAAGAAGAAGGAAAAGGAGAAGAAAGACCGCAAGGACAAGCACAACAAGGAAAAAUCUCCUGGAAGGGAGAGAAAGAGGAAGCACAAGGAGGUAAAGGAGGAGAUCGCCGAAGAAGCGCCACCAGCUGGGAAGGAAAAGAAAGCACAUCGUCGUGAAGACAGCCGCCAUAGGGAGGAGACCAGCCGCCGAGUCAAAGAGGAAAGCCCAAACGCCGAAAGAGAAGGCCUUGCCAGUGUGAAAGAAGAAGAAGUUGAGGAGUGGGAAGACGCAGAGAGUGAGACCGAGACCGCCGACGAAGCCAGCAGGAGCAAGAGUCCCUUGCCCAGGAGGAGGGGUUUGAGCUCCCCGGUCCGGCCCGCUUCCCCUCCGGGACCUCCUCCUGCCCGGGAGGCCCGUGAGAACUCCAGGCCGCCAGGUGGUGGUCAGGGCCUAUUCCGGCGGGUCAUCGGAGGCUGGCCCCUGAGGAGGCAGGCGGCAAAAGCAAAAGCCGCAGCCAGGCUUGGGUUGAGGAGACCGGCACGUGCGGAAGGUACACCUCAGGAGCUUUUUGAAAGAUUUGAAGAGGUCAAGGCGUGUGCCGUGGACCCCUCCGAGCUGCUCACCUGCGGGAAGGUAUGGUGCACCGAGGUAGUGUAUUGGAAAGAGAAGACCCAGUGCGCGGGCGUCUUCAAAAGCCUGCGCUUCGAGGAGGGAGAAGGAUGGAUGGAGUUGCAGGUGGCUGGGACUACCAGCGAGCAUCUCCUGAAGCACCUCAGUGGGGUGGCCGGGGGGAGGAUCCGCGGCCACCUUUGCCCAGAAGGGUGCGCUCAGGAGAUCAGUGCCGACGACAUCCUUCACCUCGUCAAGGUCAAGAAGGUCAAGGCCGGAGAAGAGGAAGACUGGAUGAAAAAUCUCCUGGCAGCAGGGGGAGAUCAAAGAGACGAACUAGAAGCCCUUCGACGAGAAGCUCGCCUUGGAGGAGGCGCCAGUCCCCUGAGGGAGGCGGGGGACGGGGCAGCACAGGACAAGAAGGCGAAGAAAGAAAAGAAAAAGGCAAAGGAGAAAAAAGCAGAGGAGAAAAGGCCACGGUCUCCCAGUCAGGGAGGUCAGAAAAGAAAGGGAGGAAGAGAUCUGGGGGUGAUCCUGGGAGGAAGCGGUCUGGAUCCAGACCCCCGCAAAAGAAAACGUUACUUGAAGAAAGCAAAGAAAUUGAUGAGGCGUCACAAGCGGAAGAAGAAGUCCAGCAACAGUUCCAGUUCGAGUUCAGAGAGGGGGAGCAGCAGAAGCUCCAGCAGUUUUUCAAGCAUGGGGGGGGCCUCCGAGGUGUUCGGUCAGACCCGCAUGGCAAAGCGGUUGGCCGGGAGGUUUCCGGGAGUGCUGACAGCGUGCUCCUUGGCCGCCAUGCAGGAACAGCUGUUGACCACGCAAGGUCAAUUGUGGGAGAUCGACAAGAGGGAGAUCCCACCUCUCUUUCUACAGUAUUUCCGAAGCAAUCUUGCCUCCCGUAUGACACCGGCCAUGCGUCGAGAAGCUCUUCAUCUUUCGGUCUGCUUGGAUUUGGGCCUACAAGGCCGCAUUCCAGAGAUGCUGGAUGUCUUGGGGCAACGUCUCAAGGCCUUAGAGAGCCAGACAGCAGGCAAGCAUUGGACUGUGACCACACAGUUCGAGUUGGUCCCAGAGGAACAGGGAUCGGUAGCCACAAGUCAAGAGACCGAAGCAGCAAUGAAGGAAGCCAGAGAGGCUGGGAAAUUGAGGACCCAAGCCUCUCGAGCCUUCGGAACCUCGACGGGCCAAGACAGAUGGGAAGAUUGGAGGCGAGAUCAGCCCAAGGGCAAGGGCCAGAAAGGACAAGGCAAAGGCAAGGACUGGAGGAGAGAAGGCAAGGGCGAUUCCAAGGAUCCACGGCGGGAAAAAGAAGGAGAGAAGGCCGGGCCGUCCCGGGAGUACCUCCCAGCCACGGGCCAAACGGGCCCUGCCGGUUUUUUAGCACAGGAGAUCGGCGAGUUGGCUGGAAAGAAGCUGGUUGCCAUGGGGAAUGUCAUCAAUGCUGCUUUGAGUCAGGCCUCCCCUAGUCUCGGGGGUGAGCUUGAAAUGCGGAAGGAUCGUCCCGCCACCUGUGCCAAGACCUCCUAUCGGAUCUACUUAGACAACUUUGAUGUGAUCCGCAAGACUGACCCAGCAACUGCGGAGGCAGUACAAGGCACACCGGGGUUGCUUUCAUUGCUGGCGCGCCAAGCGUAUGCAGAAGCCCAUCUACCCCGGCAUCCUCGGAAAGCAACCUGUCAAGAAAAGUGUGCUGAAGUUCAAGGGGCUGUGUUGGAUGGGGUUUUAGGCAUCGCGUAUCCUAAACCCCAGAAGGUCGGUCUUUAUGUCAGCUUAGCACUGGAGCUUCUUAGAAGGGGUGCGGCUACCCAGCGGGAGAUGCAAGUGGUGUGCGGGGGGUUUGUUUACUUUGCCCUCUUUAGGCGCCCCCUGUUAUCUGCUUUGAAUGCCGUGUGGCACUUCAUUGAAAGCCUAAAGGGCGAGCCACCGGUGGUGCGUGUCCCGCUCCCCGCAGCGGUACGGUUGGAACUUGCUCGAUUCUGCGCUCUUGUACCGCUGGCACGGCUGGAUUUCAGGCUGAUGUGUCAAGGCAUCUCCUUGGCAAAUCGCCCACGCCUGUAUUGGUGUGACUGGGAGUUGCUUUCUAUGGAGGGAGUUCAAAUUUCAAAGGUGGACCACCCGAAAUGGGGAGAUUUCCAUGAGAUCUCCUUGCAAGCCACGGUGGAUCCAGCGGAUUUCUUGGAACCAGGGCAGGGGGACGUGGAGAACACCAGGAAUUGUCUUUUUUCCUCUGUUUUGUUUAAGAAAUUGUACUUGGGCCUGGGAGAGCCUCGGGUUGGCGAGGCCCUGCUCUUUGUCGAGAGCAGGUGUUUGCCAUAUCCUGGGGAGAACACCAGGCCCACGGCUCCUAUGGCGCCCAUCAUUCUUCCUGGUCUUCCUCCAGGGGUGAGCCACAGCCUGGUGGAAGCAUCUUGCUUCGUGACAUAG
Molecule: messenger RNA, 3846 nt
Organism: Cladocopium goreaui
Lineage: Eukaryota; Dinophyceae; Suessiales; Symbiodiniaceae
Source: the annotation of a GenBank genome assembly